Molecule: messenger RNA, 3338 nt
Organism: Chelonus insularis
Lineage: Eukaryota; Metazoa; Arthropoda; Insecta; Hymenoptera; Braconidae
Exons: 7
Coding region: 2224-2721 (165 amino acids)
Biological process (GO): proteolysis
Molecular function (GO): serine-type endopeptidase activity
Source: RefSeq, a predicted model, not a curated record
UCCUUACCUGGGAUAACUUUAUCCCUACAUUCUCAUCUUCGAUUUGGAAUGCAAUUCUACAUUUAGGUUAGAAUAUCAUACUUUGCUUCCCCGGUUAACAAUCUACUAUUUUUUUCAUUGAAAGUAUUUAUUUACAAUUCUUCUAACGGUUGAAGAAACUUUUAUCCAGAUAAAUCGUUUUUGUCCAGGCUUAUUAUGCUAAUAGCUUGUUAAAUUACUUAGUUAAUAGUAUAUUAUAUGUGCAAUCAAAAAGUACGCGCGUUCAGAGCGAAAAUAACGUUUUAGAUAUACGUGUUAUGCCUCGGGGAAAUCACGAAGAAAAUUCGUGCGACAACUACGUGUCAAGUAUAUCAGCACCAUUAAAGUGUUGGUGCAUUUACACGAUGAUUUAUGAGUUAUUGUAUCUUGUGUUAUUUAUUGACAUUCAUGUGAAAAAUGACUAGAAAAUGGUUGUAAGGUUUUAGAACAUUUUUAACUGACUCACAAGGAUAUAAGGCGUCUUCUUGGCAACAGUGACGUGAUAUUUUAUAUACUUUUUAUGUUGACUUUAACCAGCAAUAAAUAUCAAUUAUAUUACUUUGAUGAAAUUAAUCAACAUAACUAUGAGAGAUUGUUGACAUUUUCUGAAGCUAAAAAAACGUCAAAUUAAACAGAAAACUCAUUUUGUUGUCAACAAGACGUUUUCUUAAAUUAGAAAUUAAUUUCCCGAUUAAUUAAAUUGCUGGGUAUAAAAUCUUACUGUAUAAACAACAUUCUUAUUUCAGUGUAGACUAAAAAUAAUUAAAGUGUCAACGUAGUUUGCGGGGUAAAUAUGUACUGGAAUUUUCUCCCAUGAAAUGUUUUGUUCAUUUUAGAAUUUCUACGAUGGAAAAUAGUGAAUCAUUUACUUUUAAAAGCGGAAAUUAAUGUACUUUGUAAUUGCGGUGUACGAAGACUAACCUAUUUAUCCAAAAUCUAAUAGCAAGAAUUAUAUCAUGUACAUUUAUUUGGCAUAAAAAAUUUCAUAAAUUAAUUACAAUAUUACUUAAUUUCAAACAAGUGUGCAUUUCAGAAUGAUUGUGCACACAGAUUACAUGCUAUUUUAUUUUGUGAACAAUACUACAGAGGAUUUAUCUUAUUUAAUUACUCAGUAUUACCAAUUGUUCAUUAGAGAUUAACAAUAGCAGUGACACAAAUAAUGUAACUUUACCAAUAUUAAUUAUUCAUUCACUCGAAUUAAUUUAUUAUAGCUAAUGAUCCUAAUUAUAUGAUAAUAGACUUAACGAUAUUUACUUUGUGUUGAGGUAUAAUUUACUUAAGAACUCGAGACCAGUUGUUCGAUAAAUGAUUCACAAAAUAAACAAUUGGAAUCAAAAGAAAGCUAAAGUCACCAUGUAUAUAUGUGGAGCAAAAGUUUCUCUGUUCGUUUUAUUAGAGGACAAAAAUUGUGCAAAAAUAUAUAUGAUCUGAUUGAAUAAUAUUUUUCAAUUUUGUAAUAUUUUCUAUUCUCCAUAAUGUUUUUCAAACUUUUUGUAAUACUUCUUCUUUACUUUCAAUGUUAUUUUUGCUUCCCAUGGGUUGAUCCCACAUUUGGAGAUAUAAAUCUAUCAGGAAUGGUAACGAUUUUUGCUCAGUGUCCAGAAAACUCUGAUUGCAAUGAUAAAAUUAGUAAAUAUCAAUGUCAAGGUUAUGUUAUUCAUCCAAGUAUUGUGCUGACAAUUGCAGAUUGUGUACCAGAGUAAUGUUUUACAUUUAUUUAAUUAAAGUUUAUUAUUUUUCUGUAAAUAUUUAAACAUCAAAUUAUUAUUUAUUCAUUGCUAAUAAUUUACUUAGAAAAAAAUAUAAAAAGUUGGUAGAGGUACGUGUGUAUGAUUGGGAAAAAUAUCCUGAUGUAAAAAAUGAAACUCCAUUUAUUGAGAGAAAUUUAGCAAAAAUAAUUCACCACCCAUUUUACAAUAAUUCCGCUGGAGAGUCUAAUAUAUAUAAUUUGGUAGUGCUAAUUCUCGAAAAGCCAAUUCAUUUAGCAGCUGUAAUAGAAUUACCUGAGCUUGGACGUAAUUACAGUAAUGACUGCACUUUAAUUCAUCUCAAAGGAGAUAUGACAAAAGGUCUCAGUGAACAGAGAUAUUUCACUGGAAUAAUAAAUGAAUCCCAUUGUUUUGACUUAAUAAAUGCAGCAGAAUCAAAAAAUCGACACAACACUCACAAAAAUGUUUUAUGUGCUGCAAGUGAAAAAAUAUUUCCAUGUGGAUUGUUUGCGGUGUUGGAGCGGAUGUGGCAUAUCAUCGACAUAUCAUGGGUUAUUACGUUACAGUGGCAUCAGCUAUGAUUUUUUUCCUCGAGAUUACUUGGGCUAUCACACUCUUCGUCCAGAUUUGUUUGAGGAACGACGAGACUUAUUGUACCCGGUGCUGGGCAUCCGUUUUAACUAUAACGAAAGGCUGGUAUAGAGCUUUGUUCUAUCUUCCACUGUCAUGUAUUUUGGCAUGGAAACCACACAACUUGUGGCUCUCCUUUGUUGCUGCUGGGCUUUUAGCGGCUUUAUCUUUGCUCCAUAUUAUAUCAUGCUUAUUAAGUCGAAAACGUUUUAUCCGUCCUGCCAGAGAUACUAUGGGUGAAAGUCUUUUAAGUACAAGACCGGAAUUAUAUGACCGAUUUGAAGAAGUUAUAGUAUCUGAAGUGUUGGAUGACGGGAUUUCCGGUCCAAUUGGUCGACCAGGAGACAGCGAUGCAGAAAUAUGACAUGAACGUCAGCCCUCAUGGGCAAGUGAAACAGAUGAAGAUAGUGAACCUGAGCAAAGGACUUGCCAGAUUGCCACUUUAUCCUAGUUAGAACUAAACGAUGUAGACACAUCGAUUUUAACAUCGUACUCAAGGCUACCUUCAAAUUAUCAAUGUGUAGCAAAAGAAGCGAGUAAUGAAGGUGCCUUAAGAUUACAAGUACGAAGUUUACAUGUCGAUAGUUCUCAAAACUCCUACAAAAUUGUCAAUUGAGUAUAAAAAUAUACCAGCCCAGUAAUUUGGAAGAUGAAGGCGAAAUUUUUUACAAUAAAAAUUCAAAUAUGUGAAUAUUGAUAAAACUAUAAGAUACUUAAUAAUAACGAAAAAAAAAAAGAUGACAAAGAGAAUACUUUUCUCUUUGGUGAAGCAGAAAAACAUUUAUUGUAUGGCAAUUUUAUACGUAACAUUGGAUAAAAGUAAUAAUCAUAAUAGAUAUAAUAGUUAGGCAAUGUAUACUCCAUUAAAAUAUUGACAUAAUGAACUAUAAAAUUUCAAUUGCUAUUAUUGUAUAUUAUAAUAUAUUAUGUGGUAUGAAUAAUGUAUUGAAUAAGCUAUUAAAUUAUUAAGUUUCUGGAGAA